UCCAGUUACGCUGUACAAGUUUGGAAUCCCUCGGAGCAAUUGGUGUCCGCCCCCUGAUUGUGUUCGACCCUAAGUGCAACUGCCGAGUUUGUUUCUGCUGCUUCAGGGCAUUGUCUCGUACUAAUCUUACAGGCCGUUCUCCGUCUAUCUUCGAUCUCUCGGAUUCGGGCUGCCGCGACUUGUUUGAAAUGGAACCUGAUGAGUGAUUGUUGCGUGUCGGACAUUCUCUUUCGCGUCGAACGGAGUGGAAGGCGCCGGAUUCAGGGGAGUGAAAUGGGAACUUUGGAAAUGGAAAAGGGGUUUGAGGCAGGUGAUGAGAGUGACAGAAUAGGCCUUCUACCCGACUGCAUCCUCCAUCACAUUCUGUCGUAUCUUCCGACGAAAGAGUCCGUGGCAACAUGUGUAUUGUCUAAAAGAUGGAGGUACUUAUGGACUUCAGUUCCCACAGUAGACUUCGAUGAUUCUAUUCUGUAUUCGAGUCGGCUUGACCUCUGGUAUCAGAUCAAUGUUGAGAGUUUCAUGAAUUUCGUCGAGAAGGUGCUUUUGCAAAGAGAUGCGACGAACAUGAACAGGUUCCGUCUAUCUUGUCGUGUUUGUUUCAAUGCAUCUCAUAUCAACGAAUGGAUUGUAGCUGCAAUGAAGCACAACAUUCAAGAGCUGAUUCUCUGUCUUUUUGUGGAGGAGCCUUUUGUGCUUCCUGGAUGUGUUUUCGAUAGUAAAAUGCUAACAGUGAUGAAAUUGGAAAUGAAUUGUACCCUUCAGCUGCCUCCGCGCAUAUCCUUCCCUUUCCUCAGGAAAUUGCAGCUUUGUCUUGUCACAUUUCCGAACGAUACAAUGAUGCAGAGCUUAUUCUCCGGAUGUCCUUCUCUGGAAGAGCUGGCAGUGUUGGAUUGUGAGUGGGUAAAUCUGAAGAGUAUCUCGAUAACGAUUCCUUCGCUGAAGAUCUUGAUAAUAGAUGAUUUACCAUUUUGCUCUGUUGAUGAUCUUCGUGGCUGUGACAUCAGAAUUGAUGCCCGAAAUCUGAUAUUCUUCAAGUACAGUGGCUAUUUAUCCAAUGUGAUUAAUGUUUUCGACCUUUCCUCAUCAGCCCUCGCAUUAAUUCACAUUCCUAACCUUUGCGGGACACAGCUGAAGAUUGCGUGUCGAACCCUUAAGCUGUUUAGGGGAUUGAAAAACGUUAGCAGCUUGAGAAUUUCCAGUGGUACCAUAGAGUCGCUUUUUCUUGCUGAGAAUUCGGCGGACUAUAUUCCAAUAUUCGAGAACAUGACCCUCUUGGAAUUAGAAGGAGAAUUCAAUAAAACUUCUCUCCUGCUGUUGAUAAAGUUCCUUCAAUUCUUGCCUUAUUUAGAGCAUUUUCGAUUCUGUGAGGGAAUUGUUUGUCAUCAGGACAUGGAUUUUACGGUUAACCUUACGCCUAAAUGUAACUUAGGGAGGCUCAGGAAAAUCGAUUACAGGAAUUUCGAUGGGACUCAGAUAGAAAUAUGGUUUCUCAGGUUUUUGCUGAAAAAUGCAGUCGCAUUGGAGAAAAUGCGACUGUUUUGGUCUAAGAAGUCUUUCCUGGAUCCCAAGAGCCGCGAGGAGAUCGUGAACCAGCUGCAAUCUGAUCCCAGAGGCUCUGAGAAUUGCGCGCUUAUUUUCGCGUAAAACUGCUCUUUUUGUUGUGUUGAUGCCAUAAUUACAGAACCUGAAAGUCGGGGUAUUGAUAUAUGGUCGGUUGGCGAUGGAUCUGGGAGGAGGAGGUGAGUAUUAGUACACAAAAUGAUCUGAAAACAUACAUUUGAACUCUAUAGGAAGAUCAUAGGAGACAUAUAGAUAGUGUUCAUAGUUGCUGCACAAAACAUGAUCAUUUGGAAAACUUUUGUCGACUUGAAGAUAGUAUUUUUCUUUUUUCUUUUUA
Andrographis paniculata is the source of this 1897-nucleotide messenger RNA. Its product is annotated as F-box/LRR-repeat protein At3g58900-like. The transcript is spliced from 4 exons. The coding region runs from base 199 to 1644 and encodes 481 amino acids. Lineage: Eukaryota; Viridiplantae; Streptophyta; Magnoliopsida; Lamiales; Acanthaceae. The record is from RefSeq and is a predicted model, not a curated record. Gene Ontology annotation, molecular function: protein binding.